AUGUCAACCCGGAGCCCUGAGGAACUGCUCAGAGCAGUUGAGGCAAGCCACGACCAAUAUCUCCGUAACUUACGAAGUCUCCAUGAUUCCCUGGCUAGUGCCUACACUGACUUCACCGGUGGUGCCGCUAUUGCGCUAACCGAUGUGAUCAAACGGCAAGCCGACAUUGACGAGGAUGCGGUAUUCGAGGAAUUUGCGGCAUAUGAAAGCCAAGGGUACGUCAGCUCAACUUUUGAGCUGUACGACGUCGAUAAGGAAGGAUCGCCUCGACCUGUGGGUAAACAUCCAGACCGCCGUCCCCGAGGCGCCUCAGCCGACGCAGCUCCAACUCCCACUCAGAUUGUCGACGCUCCGACGGUGUGGAACGCCCUAAAGGAGAUUCACGCCGACAGCCAAGCCGUAGGUCUCGUAACGAUCCUACAAGAACCGUCGGCCCUCAUGCUCGGCGCGCUACAUAUGACAAUGCGCCCAUACUUCGACAUGACGGAGCUCCUCAACCACUUCAUCACAGACCAUGAGAAUAACGGCAAGACGACAGCCCACGUCCACCGAGCCUUUGCAAAGGAUGCUUCACCCUCGCACCUCCGCCAGCGCAGCUUCUUCUUCGUCUUCAAGUACUACACAGUCGUAGGCGAGGGCCUCGAACCACCCCCCUUUCAAAAGUACGAUAAACGCCCUGCGGACCGCCGCUCAAAGGACCAUAUCGACAUUGCGGAAUGCAGCUCCAUCCUCGCCCUCUCCCUCUCUGGCCCACCACGCCAAUCCGUGAAACAGACCCGGCGCCGCGAGGGUCCCCAGGAAGGCUUCCUCUUCGACACGUUCGCGCCGUGGCAUCUGCUCUCGAUACAGUCCUUCCCAGACGACGAACACACCCUCCGCGGCGGCGACGCCGAGGCACACAAGAACUUCCCCUCGGGCCCGUACGCCUUCCUGGACGCCCUGGUGACCGAGUACCGCGACGCGACGAAGCGCAACCUCGCCCUCCACGCCCGCAUCGCGAAGCUCAUCACCCCGCCGACGGACUUCAUGUUCGACGCCCGCCUGCGCGACAAGCUCCUCUUCGAGGACAAGCACUUCACCUACAUCCGGCGGUACUUUUGGGCCUAUAACACGCUGGGCGUCGUGAACGAGGGCCUGCGCGCCAUGCUGGCCGCCUACCGCGAGACCUUUCCCGACGACUUCUGGGAGGGAAGGCACCAGACGCUGUGGCCGCACCCGGCGCCGGAGAGCCCCGAGGGCGCGGUGUACCGCGACAAGAUGGUGCUCUUGCGGUCCGACUUGGAGCGCGCGUGUCGGGACCUGGAGACGGUGCACGCCAAGAACGCCGCGACGCGCAAGGAGAUUGAGAAUCUGCGGGACCAGCUCUUCAGCGGGAGCUCCAUCAAGGAGUCGAGGAGGGCGAUCGAGCAGGGGGAUAACAUCAAGGUCCUGACGUUGGGGUCCAUGGUGUUUUUGCCCCUGACGUUUGUAACUUCAGUCUUUGGGAUAACAGAGUUUACAAUCUCACCAGAAGACUGGAGAUUCCCCGUGACAAUGGUCUGCGUCUGCGUACCCUUCAUCGUUGCCCUCAUCCUUCUGCAGACGCGCGCGGGGUACUCGCUCGCGCGGCACACGUUCGCCACGCUCGCUUGGCCGUUUCGGCUGUUUACGGACGCCGAUGCAGAUGAGCAGUUUAUGCCGGCCGUCACCAUGCCCGUGACGGAGACGAGACCCAGAAGGAAGAGGCGAUUGACGGGUCGUCGGCCCCCGCCUCCGCUGUCGACACGUUCGCCACGGCACCAGCACCAGCAGCAACAGCGUGACAAUGAUCUGGGUUUGAUACAGUCGUUUAUGGGUUGGUGGACGUGGGUGAGGAAGAAUGGGGUUCGUAGAAGUGGAGGUGAGCGAGGUGACGAUUCAGCGUUCGGAAAUGUGUGA
Messenger RNA from Colletotrichum fioriniae, 1917 nucleotides. Lineage: Eukaryota; Fungi; Ascomycota; Sordariomycetes; Glomerellales; Glomerellaceae. The record is from RefSeq and is a predicted model, not a curated record.